GGCAUUGGAAUUUCAGUACAUGGUGCAUAUAGAGUAUGCACUGAAAGAACCGUGUGUGCUAUGCCAGAAGCAGCUAUUGGCUUUUUUCCUGACGUGGGUGGUAGUUACUUCCUUCCAAGACUUCCUGGAAAAAUGGGUAUCUUUCUUGCUCUCACUGGAUAUCGCUUACAAGGUCGUGAUGUUUUUAAAGCUGGAAUUGCCACUCAUUUUGUUGAUACAACUAACCUGAAAAAUUUAGAGCUUGAUUUAAUGAGAUUAGAGAACCCAUCUCUGGCUGACAUUGAUAGAAUAUUAUCGAAAUUUCAGGAGCAAUGUGAGAUAGAUUACAAGAAAGAAUUUGCUUUAAAACCUGUCAUGGGGAAAAUGAAUACUGUAUUUGAAGCUGACAGUGUUGAAACUAUUAUGAAUGCUCUUCAGAAAGAAGGUUCCGAAUGGUCUCGGAAACAGCACGAAGUUCUAAGCAAAUUGUCUCCAACUUCGUUGAAAGUUGCAUUCCAACAAAUAAAACGUGGUGCCAAUAUGACGCUUCAAGAUUGCUUGAAAAUGGAAUAUAGAAUGAGCCAAAAGUUUAUGCAAGCGUCGGAUUUUCAUGAAGGUGUUCGAGCUGUUCUCAUUGAUAAAGAUAAUAAACCUACUUGGAAACCAGCUUCAUUAACCGAAGUCACAGAAGAUAUUGUGAAUUCCUAUUUUCAGCAGUUGCCAGCUGACAAAGAAUUAAAACUUUGAUUUGUGUUUUAACAACUGAUGUUACAAAUGUGAAAGUGCCGGAAACCUGGCAGUUCAUGAUUUAUAAAAUUUGUUAUUGUUUGUUAAAAAUUUGGCUUUAAAAAAAUUAAGAUUUUUUAAAUUAGUCCUAAGAAAUACACUUGUUAAAAAAAAUUGUUAAAGAGACCAAUGAUGAUAUUCAGAACAGUAUGUUCUAAUUCCUUCAUUGGGAAAUGAUUUGGUCUUUGAAAAUGAUAUUAAUGCUUUUGUUCUAUCACUGAUUCAAUGACAACGUAAACAAACAUCCAGUUUCUACAAAGACAUAAAAGUUACGUGCUGUUGAAAUGAAAGCUUCUGCUUCACAAUUUUGAUGAUAUUCUAAGUUAAAUGCUUAUGUUAGAAUAACUUCAAAACAAUUAAUUCUUGUUCCAGUCAUUUUGUUGUUCUUAGAAGUUAUCUGCUUAAAAUUACAAUGUGUAAAAUUUAGAAGCAUAUUGUUAAAUUUAAUGGGCUAAGAACAUUCUUUCCUUGUAAAGGUCAGAGUUAUUUUCAUUUACCUUCACUUGCAAAAUGUGGUCAACCUUGAUAGACAAAGUGAUCGGAACUGGACCUCCCUUGAUAAAUGAAAAAUUCAGGACAAAAGAGAGACCUUAAAGAUGACUGCCAGUUUAAAGUUCUGAAUUAUUGUUCUUUGUUUGAAUAAGGAAAUUAACUGAAAACUUCAUAAACUUACUAUGUACUGUCUGACCACCGAUUAUAUGGAAAGGCUAAUAUCCGGUUUAAAGGCGGAAAUGAAUGUGUUAAUUACCUUUCAGGGAUAGUAGUUUUUCUAAGACAGAUGUGCACCUCUUAAUUGCUUCGACUCAGUUUUUUAAAAGGGAUAAUUUAUUCAUUGCAAUAAUUUUUUUUAAACUCAAAACUAUAUUUGAUCUAUCAUUUCACUCAAAAAUUAAUUGAUUUAUUUUGUUUGCAACGUAAUUUUGACCUAACAAUUUUGUUUUUAAAUUUCCCAAUGCAGUGAAAACAUUUUAUUUUAUGUUUAUUGUUUCCAUAGCAGCUCAUUUUGUUUCCACUCAUUUUCGCCUCAAUGAAGACAAUAAAUAAGAUCAAAAUCCCAUCGCUAUUUUUGAUACAAGCGAUUAUAAUUGAUUUAUUUUGUUUACAACAUAAUUUUGACCUAACGAUUUUGCUUUUAAAUUUCCCAAUGCAGUGAAAACAUUUUAUUUUAUGUUUAUUGUUUCCAUAGCAACUCAUUUUGUUUCCACUCAUUUUCGCCUCAAUGAAGACGAUAAAUAUUUCUCCUUCUCCCCUGCUAGAUUCAUUCAUAUGAAAUUGUCUUAACUUGGCCGAUUGCAAAUUACAAACAAUCCGUGGUCAAACAGUAGUAUCAAGAGAUGUCAAAUCAGUAACAAUUUUUCUUGCAUUAAUCUGUUUUGGAGUUUUUAAUGAAAAAUUAAUGAAUUACCGUGGUAUAUUAUCUAGUUUAAAAAAACAACAGAACUGCUGGGUUUCUUUCCACUUCUUUUUAUAGACAGUCUUAAACACACAAAGUUUUAUAAUGCCACAAAACUUUGUUUUUUAUGUGCUAAAAAAAUAAUCUACUUUGUUAUAUUUCACUGUGUAUAUGUUAGUCUUUGUGGAAAUGUAUAAAAAGUUUAUAUAUGCAUAUGAAAAAUAGCUGUUUUUGAGUGAAUGAAUUGAUUGCAGACUUAGUUGCUGUUUUGAC
Molecule: messenger RNA, 2431 nt
Organism: Uloborus diversus
Lineage: Eukaryota; Metazoa; Arthropoda; Arachnida; Araneae; Uloboridae
Product: 3-hydroxyisobutyryl-CoA hydrolase, mitochondrial-like
Exons: 6
Biological process (GO): L-valine catabolic process
Cellular component (GO): mitochondrion
Molecular function (GO): 3-hydroxyisobutyryl-CoA hydrolase activity
Source: RefSeq, a predicted model, not a curated record